Molecule: messenger RNA, 7835 nt
Organism: Aethina tumida (small hive beetle)
Lineage: Eukaryota; Metazoa; Arthropoda; Insecta; Coleoptera; Nitidulidae
Product: serine/threonine-protein kinase ATR
Exons: 21
Coding region: 70-7752 (2560 amino acids)
Biological process (GO): telomere maintenance; DNA damage checkpoint signaling; protein phosphorylation
Cellular component (GO): nucleus
Molecular function (GO): protein binding; protein serine/threonine kinase activity
Source: RefSeq, a predicted model, not a curated record
CGCCAAAUGUUUUCGUUUAAAUAACUGACAGUUGCAAAAAACACUACAAGCAUUAUUAAAAUUGUUAACAUGCAACCAAUUGAAGUGGCAAUUCCUGCAUUCUCAACAUGGAAAAUGAUAAACGAAACAGUGCCAGAUUUACUCAAGGACUGCAGUGAAAUCGGCCUAAAACGCCUGGCGAACAUUAUACAAUCUAAGAAAUAUUCUAACGUAUUUAUUUACGAAAGAGAUCCGACUUUAUCUUAUGAUUCUUAUGAAGACAUCAUUACGAAAUACAAAUCAUUUACAACAUGGCUUUUAGGGCAAUUGGUUUAUAUGAUCAGUUGUGAUAAAGUGUCCAGAAUACAUGAAUUGAUAGUGGAUACACAGUUGACAAUUUUGGAUAAUUUAUCCAAGACUCACUUACAUGUUUAUAAUGAAUUAGCUGAUGAGUAUAGCAAAACUUUAGAUUUACUGGUGCAGACUUACAGGAGUGAAGAAGGACGAGAUUUGGAGAUUUUUAUUCCUUUAGUACCAGGGGAGUUAAGUACUAAGUUAAAUUUAAGUCCAAAAUUGAUCAAAAUUGAUAAUAAAACGAUGGCUUUAAAUAUAAUUGAAAAAUUGUUUAAAGUUUUUGCAUAUAUUCUAAAACAAAAUUUUGAAUUUUUUAGUUUUGAUUCUUCAACAUACAGAAACUUGGAUAAUCUAGCCUAUUUAUUGUCUGAAGAUAGUUCAGACAUAAGAGUUAAAAUAUUCCAGUUGUAUAUUGAUAUAUUGGAAAAGAGUCGGUCAUAUCAUGAUGACCACAACUAUACUAUAUUGAACAAGAUUAAUAUAUUUUCUUCAUAUUUUGAACAAACAGUCUAUGAAAUAUUUAAUAAUCAAAACGUCGAACAAAUAAGCAAUUUUGAACAUAUACUUAUUACAUACUUUCAACUUUGCUCUUCUUGCAACAGUGUCCUCAUUUCUAAUAAGUCAAGAUUAUGCAGUUAUAUUUAUAUGAAAAGUCUGAAUGAUUUUAGAUCUGUACCACCUGAGGUUGUAAAGUCUUGUGUUCUAGCAAUGAAAACACCACCAUUUGAUACCAGCAAUUUGGAAAAGGUCAAAGAAAUUGUUAAAUUAAUUGUAGAGCAGCUCAAUUUUAAUGCAUUUUCCUUGUUUAAAAAUUUAAUAGCAAAAAACUUGUUGGAAAUUUUAACGAAAAAACGCAAUCCAAGUUUCUUAAAUUUGUAUGAAGAGUGCCCUUUUAUCAGUAAUCUCCAAGAACUAUUACUACGGAAAAUUGUGUUUGUAACUUGUAGAAGUAAUUCAUGUCAAAUAGAGAAAUUUUUUAAAUUUUUUAUCCAUGUAACUAAUACUUUAUUGGAGGUAAAAUUGCUGUGUUUGAAGAAGGUUAAUCGUUGUGCAUUAAUGUUUUUUGACGAAAAACGCCUGUUUCUCCCUUUAAUUAAUAUGAUUAUCCAACACUUUAAGAAUUGCAGUGACAAACUCGAUCAAAAAUUAUACUUGAGAACUCUUGUGAAUUUUAGUUUUGUCACAAGCUCUGUAAAUUUGGAUAUCAUUGUUGCCAUAAUCUUGUAUCCUCAUUUGAAACUUGCCACUUUCCAUAAUGAUAAUCAGUUCCCAGAAAAUUUUAUUGGGGUUGCCGAUAUUAAUGAACACAAAAAGUGCAUUAAAAUGUUGUACGCGAUGCUAAAUAAAGAAGACUUAGAUAAGUCGGUUGCCUUGGAGUUUUUAAACCAGUUUUUGGUAAUUUUGUCCAGCGGUUUGGUGUCGAAUUUAAAUGAAUCUCAGGUUGUUGAUAUUCAACGGAUUUACCUAAACAUAUUAAAUUAUUUGGUGCAAAAAAAUCCACAGCUUGUGCCUUUGGCGUUGGAACAAUUGCCGAUCAUACUGUCGUGGUUUCCAAACGUUGAUCAAGUAUUUUCAUCCGUUUUACCAUUACUUGAACAUUCCGAAAAGGUGGUUAAAGAAAGCGCCAUUAAAACUUUACCAGGUAUAAUUUGUCAGUCAUUGUCCGACUAUAUAAAAGUAUUACACUGGAACGCGCCCGAGGAUCGGCUCGUCAUACGCUUCCACUGCAGAACAUGCCACAUUGGUGACAGAAAUAUCCAAGACUUUCUUGAAGAACAUUAUCAAGGUAUCGUGGAGGCCGUAAAUUUUACGAGAAGUCGCUUAGAUUUUAACUCCAAUAUUCCUACCGUGUUUAAACACAUCCUGCGACAUAUUUCAACUGGACCUGCCGAAUUGAAAAUCGCAUCUUUGGAUACUCUUCCGCAACUAUGUCAGCAUGUGAUAAUGUUUCACACCUCGAGUUCGGCCAAAUUUUGGACGGAAACAUGCGGCGAUACAAACCGGGAGGUCAGGAAGAAGUUUACCAAUAUUGUUUUCAAAACGCUCAAAUGCGCUCAAGAUCUUCGUACCUUGUCCGAAGACAUUAAAAAGGAAAAUUUUGAAACGCUGUUUGCGGCUGUUCUCAGAUUUACGAAAAAAUCACUGCAAUUCUCCGAUUUGGAUUACCAAGACACGCUUUUGGAGACAAUAGGCGAAAUUGCAAGAGUGAAAACUGAGUUUGUGCAGCAAAAUUGUCUCAAAGUACUCAUGUACUUUAUCAUAGUCCCAACAUCUAAAAUGUCGUUGAUUGCCAUGAACAAAUGUUUUCAACUGGCGAAGUACCACAACGAGACGACUAAGGAUAUGUUUGUGAAAUACAAAAGAGAACUAUGCGACAUUAUUGCACAUUUGUGCUGUAUCAAUCAGGGACUUGUUAACUACAAUUUGUCCACGUCAUUGGGCAAAGUAUCAGUGUUGUUUGGAUUCUGCGGGCCAAAAGAUUUUGUCUCGCAAUGUUCGAGCCAUUUGUUGCCGUUUCUCGUCGCCAAAGUCGUCACCAUGCCCAAAGUCACAAAACUGAUAGAAGAAUUCUCUCGAUUAAUAGAUAUAGAAACAGCCGAACUGUUGGCAAGUAAAUACGGUAACAUAUUCUUGCACGUAUUCUUGCACGAUAAAGACAAUUUCGACGAGAUUUCGAAUUACUUGGAACGCACGACUGGCCUCACAGGUCCUAGUCUUAGAAAACGAAACUUCAGAGUGAUAUUAAACGAGCUUCUACUGAAUUUCUAUGAAAAACGCGAAAGAGUCCUGCUCGCCCUGCGGCUCCUAUCCAUGGAAGAUACUGAAAGAACCGGCAACGACAUACCUGACUAUUUGCAAUCGUUGUUUCUCGGCGUCCUCCAGUAUUUCGAUGUGAAACUGCUGUCGAAAAAGGAUACUGUGCUGCUCAGUCUGGCUGAAUUGUUCAAAUUCAUGGGCCCGAAACACAUAACGCCGUUAAAGUUCAAGAUCAUUGCGAUGCUGCAAAGCGGUAAAUACGGCAGCUCGCCCAAACUGAAUUGCGAAGUUUGGUCGGCGUUCAUCCACAGUUGCGACGUGGAGUCGCUCGCACCUCAGCUCGCCACCAUUUUCGUUUCCAUCUUGCCCUACCUCGAUUCCUGUAGUGAGAGUGUCAAUAAUAUUUUUAGAUAUUUGGUCGUCGAAAAUGAAAGGCACACCAACGAGUUCAUACCCGAUUUGUUUUUUGUCAACAAUCACAAUGUUGAUAAGAAUGUGCUUAAGAAAAUAAAAAGCCACUUAAAGUCAUUAGAUGAGUUGAGUUUAAAGGAAAAAAUUAAACUGUUUCUCAAGUAUCUUAAGCACGAGACGAAUGAAGUGCGAAUCCGUGCCAUGGAACACUUGAAGGUGUUUAUGGAGCAGAACAGGGAGGAGUUGGAUCAAAUGAUUUUAGGCUAUAAUGGAAUUGACCAAGUAAUGGUUGAUUUAAUUGAUCUACUUACGUUGGCUUGCCGAGAGAAAGACGUGGCCUUGAAGUUGGCAUGUGGAAAUGUUAUUGCGGAACUUGGAGCAGUUGAACCCACUCAUCUUCCGAGAAGAUAUGCUCGUGACAGUAAAUCUUUCAAUUUCUUCUUACAUGAAGACAGCUUCAUUAGAAACACAUUGAAUGAGCUCAUUAAAGCUUUACAGACGGAGAAGAAUACUCAUAGUAUGGAUAGGUUCGCGUUGGCAAUUCAGGAAAUAUUGAAAGUUUUUGAAGUGUCACCGGAUGUUAACAGUUCAAGAAAUCAUGUGUGGAAACAGUUUUCGGAAUCUCAACAGGAAUUAAUGUUGCCUUUACUUUCGUCGCGUUAUAUGAUGGCUCAAAUCGAAAAUCGGGAUUAUAAUUACCCCAUCUACGGUUCACACGUUGGAAUGUCUUUCGAAUCGUGGCUACACAAUUGGACGUACAGUAUGAUAUUAAAUCUCACGGAUGAGAAAAAAAAUCUUUUACUGGCGUGUAUGCCGAGCAUGAAACAAGAUCAUCGUAUAUUGAUUCACUUUCUACCGCACAUUCUGCUUCACGCUUUGCUGGAAGGAACUGUUAGAUUUACCGAAAAUUGUAUCGUUGAAGUUCAAGCAGUGACAAAUGCAUUUAAAAACGUCCAAAAAUUGAACGAAAAUAUUUUAAAUCGGAGAACUCUUCCUUUGCCGGGAGCAGAAGUGGUGCAUCAAGUCAUAACUCCAGAAGAAGUUAAACAACAACAAGCCACAAAAGUGGUGUUCUUGCUAUUAGAUUUUAUAGAUCGUUGGCUUCGAGAAUGGGAUUGGUUAAAAGGACAGUCCGGUAGUAACGACAAGAGCUAUCUAUGUCUAAAAAACUUCCAAAAGAAGUUUUGCAAGUUGCAUUUGGCAAGAUGCAAUUAUCAUAGCGGAGAAUAUCCGAGGGCGUUAAUGUAUCUGGAAGAUUAUAUAACAACGAAUCCAGAACAAAAGGACAAUCAUCUAUCUUUUCUAGCCGAGAUUUACGCUCAACUAGACGAGCCGGAUGGAGUCGCUGGUGUGACAGCGUUAAGACAAAAAGAACCAUCAGUGGAAGAGCGAAUUUUAGCAUUGGAAGUUUCUGGAAAAUUGGCUGACGUCGCAGCUUGUUACGAAAGAAUGACACCCCCACUAAAACUGCAUCACCUACAAGGUUUGAUACAAUGCUAUUUGGAUCUGGACAACGUGAAUACGGCCUUAAAUUUCGCCCAGGGUGCUAUUGAUUUGCAGCCCGAAUUUGGCAACAUGCUUUUGGAAAUGCAAGCUGAGCCUAUGUGGCGUCUGGGUCGUUACGAUGAACUCGAAAACUUUCUGAAGAAACCAGACCUACUGGCCAACAAUAGUUGGGGUGUGAAAGUGGGAAAAGCACUGCUGCACCUCAAGAAUGAAUCUCGUGAUGAUUUCAAGAAGGUUUUGGACGAAAUCAAACUUCAACAAGUGGAAUCGUUGGGAGCAACGGGAAAUGAACUUGGUUUAUAUCAGAGAGGGUACAGUUACAUUUCCAAAUUGCAUGCCAUUGCUGAACUUGAACAAAUAGAAAAGUGCGUUAAUGAAUUGAUGAUCAAACCAAAUGAUAGGCAUUUUGCGGAGUCGGUAGUAAAGAAGUUGUCCAUGGAAUGGGAAUUAAGAAUUAAGGUUGUUCAAGAAUCCAUUAGAAUCAUUGAACCAUUAUUGUGCUUGAGAAGAGUGGCUCUUAAUAUAGGUAAGAGUCUUGUAGAAGAACAAGCACAUGUAGCCGUUCCAUUUUUCAACGCUUUAUUAGGAGAAACUUGGCUGCUAAGUGCCAAAAUUGCGAGAUCCGCAGGAGUUCAUCAGCAAGCUUACACAUAUACAUUAAAAGCGGAAGAAUACGCUCCUCCCAGACUUUUCUUGGAAAAAGCAAAAUUGCACUGGUUAAGAGAAGAACAUGAAGAUGCUCUCACUACAUUAAAAAGAGGUUUGGAACUUUUGACACCUGAAGGGAGUAUUACACAGUCAAAUUUAUCUGUUGAACAAAGGAAAAUAUACGCCAAAGCUAUGUUACUACAAGCUACCUACAAUGAUUCAAUAUCUAACGUGGACACCGAGAUCAACGUACAAUAUUACAGACAAUCUUACGACGCUUAUAAAGAAUGGGAAAAAAAUUUGGUAUGUUUGGCGCAAUAUUACGAUCGAAUAUUUCAAUCCCAUUCGGACGAGGAGCGAGACACUAAAUGCGCCACAAUACAACUCCAUAUGAUUAAUUAUUUCUUGAAAUCGUUGCAAUACGGUACCGAAUACAUUUACCAAUCGAUGCCGAGGAUCUUGUCGAUUUGGUUCGACUUUGGUACGCGACUUUUGGACGUAACGUCGGCCAAUGUAAGGGAGGAGCGCAAGAAUAUGCUAUUUAAGAUGACGAAGCUGAUAGAUGAUGCGUUGAAGAAACUCCCUGCGUUUAUAUUUUUGACCGCCUUUUCACAGAUAACGUCUAGGAUUUGUCAUCCUCAAAAGGAGGUUCAUCAAGAAUUGAAGGCGAUUAUUAUAAAACUACUUCAACAAUAUCCACAGCAGUGUUUAUGGAUGAUUAUUUCCGUGGUAAAAUCGAGUUAUUCAAUGAGAUCGAAACGGUGCAUGGAGAUUCUGAGCGACCCUGGUUUGAGAACCAACACGAUGUCCAAACUAGUCAAAGACUUCACCAGUUUAGCUGAGAAACUCAUUGAGUUGUGCAACAAAGAAAUUGCUCCUGACGUUCAUUCGACUACUGUAAGUCAGUUACUGCGUGCUUUACCCAGAAUGUUGACAAAAGGCGACUUCAGUGAAAUUAUGAUUCCCACACAAAAGUUUCGCAAGCUGGUAUUGCCAAAUCCCGAUUUUAAAAGUAGUCAACACAACCCAUUCCCGAAUAUUUACGUUCACAUUGCGGGAAUCGAAGACGAGGUGCAAAUCAUGCCUAGCUUGCAACGACCUAGAAGAAUAACUUUCCGUGGCUCAGAUGGAAGAGGGUAUAUUUAUAUGUUGAAACCGAAGGACGAUUUACGUAAAGACUUUAGACUGAUGGAAUUUAACGAUAUAGUCAAUCAGCUUUUAUCACGGGAUCCGGAGUCGAGGCAAAGAAGGUUAAACAUUAGGCUUUACUCAGUUGCACCCUUAAAUGAGGAGUGCGGACUUAUUGAAUGGGUCAAUAAUUUGGUUGGUUUGAGACCCAUUUUGAUAAAUUUAUAUAAACAAAAAGGAAAGCUAGUAAGAAAUAAGGAACUAAACGACCUCAAAUGUAAUCUUAAGGAUUCGUUACAAAAGAAACGGGAUGUAUUUUUAAACGUCUUGUUACCUAAACAUCCACCGGUUUUGGGCGAGUGGUUCAGGAAAACUUUUCCAGAUGCGCAUAACUGGUUCACUGCCAGGACUGCCUAUAUUAGAACUACAGCCGUGAUGUCGAUUGCCGGCUAUAUUUUAGGAUUGGGUGAUAGACAUGGUGAAAAUAUACUGUUGGAUUCAACAUGUGGGGAUGUGGUGCAUGUAGAUUUUAACUGCUUGUUCAAUAAAGGUGAAAGUUUCGAAUGGCCGGAAAGGGUGCCAUUUAGAUUGACUCAGAAUAUGGUAUCAGCAAUGGGUCCAUUAGGAGUUGAGGGUGUUUUCAGAAAAUCAUGUGCUUGCACCCUAAGAGUGUUGAGAAAUAACUCCCAUACGUUGAUGUCCAUUGUUACACCUUUCGUUUAUGAUCCAUUGGUAUCUUGGCCCCGGAAUGCUGGGGUUAAUGCCAACGCAACCGCGGAGAGAACGAACGAACAGGCUGUUGAACAUGUUAAAAAUAUUGAAUUACGUCUUCAAGGAGUUAUAAAGACUAAAAAUAGAUCGUUUUCAAUUCCACUUUCUGUAGACGGUCAAACAAAUAAUUUGAUAAAUGAAGCCAUGAGUGUGGAUAAUUUAUGCCAGAUGUAUAUUGGAUGGGGACCAUAUAUGUAAAAAUUAAGAUUAUUAUGUUGUUUGUUAAAGUAAUCAAAUAUUGCUUAUAUUUUUGUAUUUUUUAAAAUAAAUAUUUACACUUA